GCAAACCAGCUGCUGAAAUGCCCGCAAAUCAGCAGCGUGGCCGUAACGGUGGGGCGGUUCGUUUCCCGCGAACGUGUCGACCCGCAGCCAGUUAUCUCGACUCUGGAAGUGGUCGGUAGCUCCAGUAACGUAACGUCACUGCUGGUUAAGUGCAAUACAUUCAGUCGCGACGAAUUAUCUGCCUUGGCGGCAUGCCUAAGGAACGCGGCUGUGCUCACUGACGUCGACAUAAACCUGAACGGCGUUCUGGCUGUCUUAUCAGAAAAGGAGCGUAUGGGUGUGCGGGCGGAACUUGUGUCGGCGCUGGCCUCCAACCUCAAACUUGUCAAAGUCAGCAUCAAAGGCGUGCUACUGUCCAAUUACGACUUGAACGUUCUCGCACAUGGUGCUAGGAAGAGUCUCAGCCUCACCGAAUUCACCAUGACUCCGGUCUGUUGUGGCUAUACCAGGCCUGGCAAGUACUGUAAAGAGCUGCGAAGUGGUUUUGAGCGCAGGCCCGGUGCUUUGAAGGAAGCAUUCAACUUCAAGAACAUCGCACUUGCAGACAUCCUGCAAGCGACGAGAAGGAAUGCCUCCGCCCUUUCGGUUGCUUCACAAUUCGUGCUGGGUCAGCAAGAUGCCUUGGACGGCGCGGAUGCCUUCGAGCUGAUGCACGACCAUCCACGUCUCCUCGAAAUGGUGAUGGAAGGUGCUGACGUCACAAAGACCGAAGCUAAAGAGAAGAUCAGCAGUGCUCUUUUGCGUGUGCGCCACUGCACCCUUGAUGAGUUUAUGAGAAUCGCAGGCGUCGUCAAGGAGAGCGUGGAGUGCCUUCUUCAUCCCGAUGCCAAGCUUCAGCUCGCUGACAUUAACCACAAUUGUUGGCUGCACAUUCGCCGUUUCCUGAAGAUAAGGGACGUUCUCAACAUUAAUCCGGUGUCGGUUAAUCAAAACUGCGCAUGGGCUUUUGAAUGCGAUUAGCACACCAUAAAUAAAACACCUAGCAAUCUCCUGAGCGGAAAUUUGCUCAGUCUGGGUACGAGUGGCACCCAAAGAAUAAAAUUGUACAAUAUUUA
Dermacentor andersoni is the source of this 1055-nucleotide messenger RNA. RefSeq lists its product as uncharacterized. NCBI's taxonomy places the organism in Eukaryota, Metazoa, Arthropoda, Arachnida, Ixodida, Ixodidae. The record is from RefSeq and is a predicted model, not a curated record.